Molecule: messenger RNA, 1224 nt
Organism: Peronospora farinosa
Lineage: Eukaryota; Oomycota; Peronosporomycetes; Peronosporales; Peronosporaceae
Source: the annotation of a GenBank genome assembly
AUGAAGAAUGUGCUAGUGUUCCCCCUGAUCGCAGUCGCCGUUGCUUUCACCACCGCUACGACCACAAACGAUGUUCCAUAUUCCACUCGAAUGAUCGAGAGCGUCAUUAGUCGUAAGCAGGGUGUUGUCUCCUCUGGUGCUCCUACAAGCUUUCUAGAGUCUGGCAUCCUCACCCUUGCGAUUCAGUCCUGGCUUAGUAUGUACAGCAAACAUGAGGACUCGAAGCGCGUCACCACCUUUGCGGGAUAUGCUGACUCUAUCAUUGCGUCUAUCUCGCCGUCUUUCACGGACCCCACAGUCACUGCGACAAAGCCUUUGGACAGACUCACGAUCGGUCAAGCUCUUUUGAACAUUAAGGCUACCCAUGGCACCCUCACAAAGACUCAAAUGGAUACGUUGUCGACGCUCAAUGAAUCUCUAGUCUUGCAGAAGCGUAACAAGUACCGCGGCUUUUGGUACUUUGUCUAUCAAGACUGGUCAUACCUCGAUGGGACCUUCUCCUUCCUGCCGUACAUGGCUACAGCACCGGGUUGGUCGUACGAGGACAUGCUCUUGCAGAUUGAACUGCUCUACCAAAACACCUACGACAAUAAAACUGAACUAGUUGUCCAUGGCUACGAUGCUUCCAAGACUGCAGUGUGGGCAAACAAAGUUACGGGUGGCAGCCCCUUCGUCUGGGGCAGGGCGCUGUCCUGGUAUCUCGGUGGCCUUGUCAAUACCUGGGAGAAGCUUGGCGGCUGCAAAGGCGGAUAUGAUACAGCCUGUAUGCGACUGGCCUCUACCAUUAAGACCCAGGCCAACCAAUUGUGCAAACGUAUCGUCACCUACGCAGACGCGGCCACGGGCGUGUGGUGGCAGCUUCCAACGUUUGGUGGAAAGCAAGGCAAUUUCCUUGAAAGCUCAUCGACGAUGCUCUACACCUUUGCCAUUCUCAAGGGUCUUCGGAUCGGUCUGCUUAAGGAGUACGGUGUCUCCGCCCAUGGGCUACAGGCAGCUGCGAUGAGGGCCUACGACUACACUGUGACCAGCAAAGCUUUUCUUGUCAACAACACGGAUGGCACGCUCGAUUGGGAGGGAACGGUGGCAAUGUGCAGUCUCAAUUCGACGGCGACUUACGAGUACUAUGUCGGGAGGCCGAUUGUGCACAACCACGCUCUGGGUGAAGGAGCUUUCAUUCUGGCAAGCCUGGAGGUUGAGCGAUAUGCUACAUUUGGAGAAAACUAG